Messenger RNA from Aspergillus ochraceoroseus IBT 24754, 708 nucleotides. RefSeq lists its product as uncharacterized. The record is from RefSeq and is a predicted model, not a curated record. Gene Ontology annotation, cellular component: cytoplasm; cytoplasmic dynein complex. The transcript has 2 exons. The coding region runs from base 1 to 708 and encodes 235 amino acids. Gene Ontology annotation, molecular function: dynein intermediate chain binding. Lineage: Eukaryota; Fungi; Ascomycota; Eurotiomycetes; Eurotiales; Aspergillaceae. Gene Ontology annotation, biological process: microtubule-based movement.
AUGGCGAACUCUACCGUGUCCCCACAAAUCCCCCAACAUGUGGCCGCUCUGCUCUCCCAUCUCACCUCGCGCCCAGGAGUGCAAUCCACCUUUAUCCUCUCGCGCAAAGAUGGCUCCAUUAUCCAAAGCACCGGACUCCUAGCCUCCUCCCCCUCCUCCUCUUCUUCGUCCUCUUCUAAACCCACCAGAAAUGCUCCCACAUCUCCAGCUCCCCCGGCACCUGGAACCGAAGAUGCUAUUCCGGACUCCGCUUCCUCCCCUCCUCCUCCUCCUACAGACCUACCCUUACCCGCCGCCCCUAGCACCAGCGCAACACCACCGAAACCGCACCAGCCCUCUCAGGCAGAGGCACUAGCGGCGCAGGUCUUCGCGUUCGUCAGCAGCGCGUCGACCCUCAGCUUUUCACUAUCGCAUCCGCUGGGGGAACAUCCGACCCCGAAGCGCAGGGAUUCAAGCAGCGUCCCGGACAGUGCAGCGCCGGGGGGGGGGACUACUCCUCCUCCUCCAUUAGGCCGCGAAGACGGGGACGGCGAUGGAUCGGAACGGGAGGAUGACGACGAGGUCAAGCUUCUCCGAUUGAGGACGAAGAAGCAUGAGAUUGUGGUGGUUCCGGACCGGAAGUAUUUGCUUUGUGUGGUGCAUGAUGCGACGCAUCCGACGGCGGGGAAUGUCGUCGUAGGGGCGGGCGGAGGACGGUUGUCGCGAUGA